Hydractinia symbiolongicarpus is the source of this 6348-nucleotide messenger RNA. RefSeq lists its product as uncharacterized. Gene Ontology annotation, biological process: DNA repair; telomere maintenance. The record is from RefSeq and is a predicted model, not a curated record. The coding region runs from base 1 to 6348 and encodes 2115 amino acids. The transcript has a single exon. NCBI's taxonomy places the organism in Eukaryota, Metazoa, Cnidaria, Hydrozoa, Anthoathecata, Hydractiniidae. Gene Ontology annotation, molecular function: DNA helicase activity; ATP hydrolysis activity.
AUGAUCACAUUGCAAGCAUACAGGGUUAACAUUGGUGUUUUUUAUAGUACAUUCUGUGGAAAAACUUGCAAAGAAAGUAAAAAGAUAUUUGGUACAUCGAUGAUCAAUAAGCAUUUUAAUUCAAUGCAUGCUAAAUGUCUUUUAGGCAUAGCCAUACUCCUCAUAAUUUCAUCAUGUAAUUUGAAUAUAGCAACUUUCCAAUUCCUUUUUCUCGCUCAAGCAGGAGAUAUUGAGAGUAACCCUGGCCCUGGAACAUAUAAUGUUUUAAAAUCUGUCAAAGCAUCUUGCCAUCAAGGUGACAUUAAGUUUGGAAAUUCUGCUGGAUCGCAGUGCUUAUGUAAUUGUCUGUUUGCAAUAUCUUACAGUAUAUAUAGGCGUGUUGCUUUGUGGACCUCAGCUGAUUUAGAUUCUAUACUAAAAAAAGGUGAUAAAAUUUAUUGUGAACAAAAUGUUGUGGGAUCACUUUCUAUUCUUAAUCUCCCAACUCUUAUUAAUUUUGAUGACAAUGACUUUGAUGUACAAAUGUUACACAAUGCAACAGGUUUUCUCCAUAAUUGCAAUGAACGUUUUUUAACUCCAUUAUUUGGAUCUGAUAAUGAUGUGGGUGAUGGAUUCUUGAUUAUUGUAUGUGGGUUCACCGUAUGUGUAGUAUGGACCAAAAAACAUUAUUUUCUUUUUGAUCCACAUUGUCGUAAUUCAAAUGGAUGUAUAUCAGAUGAUGGUACAGGAUCUUGUGUUUUACUCAAAUUUUCUUCCUUAUUCCAGGUUGAAAAGUAUAUAUGUGCAAUAUAUGUGCCCCUGUCCCAAGGAACACCACCACAAUAUGAAUGUCAAUUUAUUAGGGUUUCUAUGUUGACUUCUCAGUCAAGAGAUUCAUUGAAAAGAAAAUCACCUUUCCUUCAGACAAUCCAUGGAACCAAGAGAAAAGCAUUGUAUCAUGAAAAAAUUAAAGACACAUCAAAACAAAAAAAAUCAAAGUGUAUUGCCAAUGCAGUCUACAGAGACAGACUCAAAACCACAAGAAAACAUGAACAUAUAAAAAAGUGCAAAGCCAGUGUGACUUAUCAUAAACGUACUAUAGCAAAAAGCAGUGAGGAUAGGAUCUCUACAUUCAAACGUAAAAUAUCUGAUGGGCCAUUUUAUAUAUGUGUAUGUUGUGAAAGACUACAUUAUAGAGAUUCUGUGGUUUUGUAUGAUGCAAGGCGUUAUUCAAUUGAUGUAGAAUCCUACUGUAUGCUAGUAGAGAGUUAUGAUGCAAAUUAUUAUGUCUGUAAAACAUGUCAUAAAAAACUUUUAAAGGGGGAAACCCCUUGCCAGGCAUCAUGGAAUAAAUUGACAAUUGAUAUACAACCUACACAGUUGUCAUCGUUAAAUAAAUUAGAGAGAAUACUUAUUGCAAAACGAAUGCUUUUCACAAAAGUUAUUAUUAUGCCAAAAGGUCAAAUGGCAAAGAUUAAAGGGGCUGUGUGCAAUGUCCCAAUAAAUGUUAGUGACACUGCCAAAGUAUUACCUAGAGGGGCUGACAGUAAUGGCAUAAUAACUGUUAAAUUAAAACGAAAAUUAUGUUAUCGUGGCCAUGCACAUUUUCAAGCAGUCAGGCCAGAGUAUAUUCAAACAGCACUUGAAUUUCUCAAGUCAAAUAAUCCUCUGUAUAGUGAUGUGAUUAUUUCACUUAAUAAUAUACCAAGUGAUCUAAGCAAUGUAUCAAAUGCUACAAGUGAUGGUGAAUCUUAUGAUGAAAAUAAUGAAAAUAGGGCUAUUGAUGAAGAAUUAGAAGAAAACGAAAACCCACUUAAUGAAAUGCAAGCUGGUUCACCAGAUACUGUGUUAGUGUCCAAUAUACCACAUGUUGUCCAUGAUGAAAGUGUUGUGAUAGCUCCUGGAGAAGGAAUAAAACCUUUAGGAAUGUUAGCUGAUAAACAAUGUGAGGCAUUAUCUUUCCCAUAUCUUUUUCCUAAUGGACAAUUUGGUUACAAUGUAGACAGAGAUGUACCUCUGAGUGCAAGUAAAUACUUUAAUCAACGUCUAUUAAACUAUAAAAGACGAUUUGCCUCUGAUGUAGAUUAUAUAUUUUUUGCACAUUCUCUUCUUCAGCAAAUGCAACUGUCCAGUCAAAUAAAUAUAGCCUUGAAGAAAGUAAAGGGAGAUGGGUUGACUGCUGGAAUGUUGUCCUCCAAUUUCAAAGAAAAUGUUAAUUCAUUCAUUGCAGCAGACGAAGGAUUUCACUUUAUGCAUUCCAUCAAGGGAACACCAGCUUAUUGGAAAAGAUUUCUUCUGGAAAUUUUAGCCAUGGUUAAACAGUUGGGAUUGCCAACAUUUUUUAUGACUCUUUCUUGUGCUGAUUUACGUUGGAAUGAGUUAGUAAAAAUAAUUUUAAAAUUGAGUGGAGGUUCGAUUGCAGAAGAGGACUUAAAAAAUUUAUCCUAUCAUGAACGAUGUGACAUCUUGAAUAUGGACCCAGUGUUUAUGGCAAAACAUUUUCAAUAUCGUGUUGAAGUGUUUUUCAAAGAGAUCAUUAUAAAUGGUCCUUUAGGUAAAGUGGAGUAUUAUGCCAUAAGGGUUGAGUUUCAGUUCAGAGGCAGCCCCCAUAUACAUUCAUUUCUAUGGGUUGUUGGUGCACCAAAAUUGUUUAAAGAGAAUAAGCAGGAAUAUAUUGACUUUGUAGAUGCCAUCAUCAAGGCAGAUAUUCCUACUAUGGAGGAAAAUACUGAAUUACAUCAUCUUGUAAAAACAUUUCAAAUACAUGCACACUCAAAAUCAUGUCGAAAGUACAAAAACAUUCCGUGUAGGUAUUCCUUUGGAAAGUUUUUCACAGCGAAAACUAUUGUUGCCGAACCUUUACCUAUUGACAUCAAUGAACAUCGCAGAUCUGAAAUUCUUGAACACAGAGAAAACUUGUUGGGCAAAGUCAAGUCAUACAUUGAUAAAAAUCUAAAUCCUUUUAAAGUCAAUUUUUUAGACCCUCUAAAGGAAGGCUUUUGCCAAUUAGAUGAUAUACCUACUAUUUUAGCAAAACUUGAUCUAUCUGAGAAUGAAUACUAUAGUGCACUAGCCAUAUCAUCUGAUAAUGACUUUCAGUUGCAUUUGAAACGACCACCAAAUUCAUGUUUUGUCAAUAAUUAUUUUAUUGAAGGUUUAAUGGCUUGGGAAGCUAAUUUGGACAUUCAGCCUGUUUUCAACCAUUAUAAGGCUGUGACUUACAUGUGUGCCUAUUUUUCUAAAUCUGAGGAUGAAACUUCAGAAGCAAUGAAGCAUGCAUCAAGAGAGGCCAAAGAUUUGAAAAAAAGUAAAUUUGAACUUAUGAAGGAUAUUGCUAGAGCCUAUUCAACGAAAAGAGAAUGCUCUGUUCAAGAAGCGGUUUAUCAUAUUAUGCCUGAACUUUGGUUGAGAAAAACAUGUCCAGGUGUUACAUUUGCUAAUAGUAACAUGCCACACCAUCGAUAUAGAAUUUUUCUUUCUGAAGAUGAAAUUAAAGAAUUGCCUGAAGAUAGCAUUGAUGUGUUCAAGCGUAAUAUGAUCGACAGAUACUUAGAUCGCCCUGAUAAAAAUUUUAGAGGUGGAAAAUACCAGAUUAUUGAUACACUUUGUUAUGCACAGUUUUUAGCUAAUUACUAUGUUAAAUUGAAGCCCAAUGAUGCACAAAAUGAUAAUCAACCUAAGAUUUUAGUCGAUGAAAUAAUGGGGGCAAAUCAUUCAUCUUCUAUGUUACCAAAGACUGUUCUACUUAUGUCAUCUGUGAAAGAAACUUUGACAUGCCGAAAAGUGAAAGCUGUUCUGAGAAUGCAUUGUCCGAAAAUAGAAAAACACCCAGAAGGAUUUGCACAUCAUCAUUUAUUCAUGUAUUAUCCAUUUAGAAGUGAAUGUGAACUAAGAGGGAAAGAGUGUGGUACUUACAUGGAAAAACUGCAUGAACCUGGUGUUUUAGAAAUAAUUAACAGAAACAAACAAGUUAUACAGCCAUAUGGUGAGUUAGUAGAAACAGCUUUGAAUAAUCUCCGUAGUGAUUUACUCCAAAACCCAGAUGCUUUUGCCCAACAUGAAAAUGAUGAGGUAGAACAAAUGUUGGCCGCCACAGAAAUAUUGAGUAAUGUUCAGGAUAAUGUUGAUGAUGAUGAUGAUAUUAAUUCAGUUCAGAUAAACGAGAAUAGAAAUAUGUCAUUAUCAGCAUCUUCUGCUUUCAUGAAUGAUAAUGAAUUGAAUAGUUUAAUACGGUCAUUGAAUAACAUUCAAAGAUUGAUUUUUAAUGUGAUAAAUAAAUGGGCUAGAAAUCUAGUCAAAAACCGUAACGCAGUUAUUCAACAUAAAAACGAACCGCUCCACAUUUUUCUAACAGGCAAAGCUGGUUGUGGAAAAUCACAUUUAAUUAAUACUGUUUAUCAAUCAGUGACAAAAACUAUGAGUUACCAUGGUAAAGAUCCCGAAAAACCUCGUGUUUUACUGUUAGCCCCCACUGGCAUUGCUGCUAUUAAUAUAAAUGGGAAUACGAUUCACUCUGGAUUAAAUAUACCUAUACAUGUAUUUGGUAAAACCGUACCAAGAUUAAGUGAUCAGAAAAGGUCUAUGUUGAGAAAUAAACUUUCAGAACUUCAGUUAAUUAUCAUAGAUGAAGUGUCAAUGGUCUCCAACAUACUUCUGCUUCAUAUACACCAACGUCUUGUAGAAAUAUUUGGCUGUUCAACAAACAAGCCAUUUGCUGGAAUCAGUAUUAUAUUUUCUGGAGAUUUAUAUCAAUUACCACCAAUUAAAGCAGCACCUGUUUACUCGUCAUAUGGUAGCAACCAUGCAAUGGAAAAUGUUGAUCCAUUAUGGAGAAAGUUUCAAUUGGCAGAACUGGAAGAGGUUAUGAGGCAAAAAGGUGAUACCUCUCUUAUUGAUGUACUAAAUAAAGUGAGAACAGCCAAUAUUGAUCUUAAUUGUGAAACUUUUCUCAAGUCCCGUUUCACCACACCUAUUGACCCAAAUUAUCCAAGUGAUGUUCUCCAUAUAUUUGCAGAGAAUUCCCCCACCAAAAAACACAACGAAGAUAUGUUACAGAAAAAUAGUAACACAUUGUUUACCAUUGUGGCAUUUGACAGGAUGCCCUUAAAUGUUUCUCGUUCCCAAAUCAAUGCCGUUUUGAAUAAAAGCCAAAGUGAGACUGGUGGCCUUGCAGCAGUAUUACAGAUAAAGGUAGAUGCAAGAGUGAUGUUGACAUCCAAUGUAGAAAUUGAAGAUAGACUAAUAAAUGGUCAGGUUGGCACUGUUAAAAAAAUUGUUUCAAAUCCUUCUGGUAAUGUUGAAAAAAUUUAUAUUAAGUUUGAUGACAGUAAGGCUGGAAUUGAUGCCAUUAACAAGGAUAAUUUAGGAAAGAGACUUGGUUUAGUACCUAUUCAAAAAACAACUGUGGAUAUUAUUUUGAAGACCAAUAAACCUUCUUCUCCUGUGAUCAAGAGAACACAGUUCCCAUUAAUGCUUGCAUGGGCGUGUACAAUACACAAAGUUCAAGGAUUAAGUCUACAAAAGGCAGUGAUAAGCUUUGAUCUGGAACGCCAACGGGGGUUUAAAUAUGGACAGAUGUAUGUUGCGUUGAGCAGAGUUACAUCAACUGCCGGAAUGCACUUGAUAGGUUCAUACAAAGCGUCAGCUAUCAAAUCAGAUCCUAGUGUAACUGAUGAGUAUAAAAGGCUGCGAGAUGAAAACAUAUUACAACCGGUCGAAUAUAUUAACUGUAGUGAGGAUUCUAUCACCAUCACAUUACUUAAUACUCGUUCAUUGCAUAAACACGCUGUAGAUAUUUUAGCUGACAAAGAGUUAAUGAAAAGUGAUUUAUUAAUGUUAACAGAAUCACAAGUAGUACCCUAUCAGAGUGUUGAAGAAAUUGAGUGUACUUUGUCUGAUUUUAAACUAAUAUAUAAUAGUAGUCCUGAUAAAUAUCAAAGUUUAGCCAUAGGUCUGAAGGAUUCUAUUGUUUUAGAUCAUAGCAUGCAUUCUCCGGGGGUGAGUCUAGUUAUUUUAAAAAAAAACAGUUUUGUUGAUAAGAAUAUGAAAGUUAUACUUCUUUACAGAAAGCAAUCAUGGCUCCUUCCAUCUUUUCUUGAUUGUCUUACACAACUUUUGUAUGAUGAUAUUGAUAUCAUAAUGGGAGAUUUUAAUAUUAAUGCUUUUGAACAAAAUGCUGAUUUAAUAAGUGUACUGAGUAACUACAAAUUUAUUGUAAAAGCUGCCACUCAUUUAUCUGGUGGUCAAAUUGACCAUGUAUAUAUUAAAAAGUCUUUACUUGAGUCAUUUCACUUUGAAAGUAUUGUCCACACAAUUCAUUUUUCAGAUCACGAUGCUGUAAAGUUCAAAUUUUCAAGAAAAGAAAAAUAA